GAAAGAAAUAACUCGAAAACGAAAACAACACACGAAAAACCAAAAUAACUACUCAAGAGGUGUUUCGGGGAGUUGGCCAUUAGACUUGACAUAAGCCAAGGCAGGCAGCACUGCGAAACGGAGGGGAAUAAACUGGCACAACAACUUUAAAAGUACAAACGGCCGAGAGGAGGAAGAGUCCAUGGAGUGCAUAGACCGGGAACAAUGGUAAAUGCCACGUCAGCAACAUCAGCAGCAGCAGCUACAACAGCAACAGCAGCAACAUCAUCAGCCAGAGCAGCAAAAACAAGUCAACGACAGCUUAAAACAUAAUACGCUAGCUGAAGGCAACAAGCGGAUAGGAAGACAGUCGACAGACAGCCAGGGAACAAAGAUAUAGGGGCGAUAUAGGGUAGAACAAAGCGACAUUGCGAAUGAUGAGGAAUCGCUGUUGCAAUUAGUAAGCCAAAGGGUUGGACGAGCCAUGAAUCACGGGCUCUGCUGCCAGCGGAAACGGAAAUGCUUGCUGCCAACGGAAACAAAAACGAAAGACGAGGAGGAGCAGGUGGCCACUAAAUGCCAUUGAACACUGAGCGAUCAUGUCCGACGUUGAGCAGGCGAUUAAGGCCAAGCAGCAGCCGUCUCAGCUGGAUGGUUCCAUCGACGAUGAGACGGAUCCCGCCGAAUUUGCAAAUGGACGACCAGGAUGCGGAUCUGAAGUGGGUGCCAGGACCACCGCCUCGCUGACCGCCAAGCCCGGAGGCAGUUUCCGGCGCUGCUGGGGCCACUUCCUCAAGCUGCUGCUCUCCACGCCCGGACUGGUGCUCCUGGUCAUCGGCUACUCCGUGCUGGGCGGCCUCAUUUUCCCGCUGCUGGAGGCGCCGCAGGACAUCAGCAAGUCAGCUGCCAUUGCCAAGAGCCGCGAGGAUUGUUUGCGUGAACUCUGGAUCAUUACAGAGAAACUGAACGUUCUGUACGAACGCAACUGGACGAUGUUGGUCCACGAGCAGCUGCGUCGCUUCGAGGGCUCCAUUGUGGCGGCCACGCGCCAAGGAUCUGGUGGCCCGUCCGGCGGAGGAGGAGCCGGCCUCUUCCACGAGGGCAGUGCCAGCGCCCUGGGCCACUUUGGCUACGAUGUGGGCGACUCCCAGAGCUGGACGUUCAGCGAGGCGCUGCUCUACUCGGUCACUGUGAUAACGACAAUUGGUCACGGCAGCCUGACGCCGCGCACCGCCGCCGGGAAGCUGGCGACCAUCUUCUACGCCCUGGUGGGCGUGCCCCUCAUGCUGAUGUGCCUGUCCAGCCUGGGAGCCCUGCUCGCCGACGCCCUGCAGUGCACCUACGUGCGACUCUGCUGCCAGCUGCAGCGGCACCAGGAGCACAGGAGGAAGUCCACUCCCGGGGCCUCGACGCCCACUGCCAGCACUGCGAUGACAACAAUGCCAGCCAGGCCGAGGGAAAAGGACAAGGAAAAGGGCUCCAGGCGACGAACGGCCAAUUGCAAGGGCUGCAAGUACGAUGCGGCCAACAGUGAGACGAGCUUAAAUGACUGCUUGGAGUACGGCCAAAAGGGAAAGCUGCCGGCAGACAAAACGGAAGGAGAUGCCUGUCAAUUGUUGCGCAACGUGAAUCCGCAGCAGAAUUUUUAUCAGCAACAGCAGCAGUUGCAGUCGCAGUUGCAGUUGCAGCAGCAGCCGCAGCAGCCGGAUGUCAUGCUAAUGACAACGACAUCGGGCAGCGCAUUGCUGAAAUACGCACCGCAGCAACAGCAACUGCAGCAGCAAUUAUCGACAGCAACUCUCCCGCGACAACACCAUCAGCUGCAGCAGCAACACCACCAGCUGCAGCAGCAGCAACUGCAGCAGAACUUCGUGGCUGUGCCCAGCAGCAUGCUGCGAAUGCCGCUGACAGUGCCGCCCAAUUGUUAUGCGCCCGCGACUGCCACGAUUUACUUCCCGUUCGGCACCGCCCCCUCCGCCCCCGGCAGUCCCGCCCACACCCAAUCCCACCCGACUUCCAGCCCGAAUCCCAAUCUCAAUCCCAAUGCGUUGGCGAAUACUGCAAUGAGUCAACAGCCGCUGGUCAAGUAUCACACGAUACACUUGCAACCCGCAUCCGGGAAGCAUCGAGUGUUGGCUUCUGGGCUUCAGGACGUAGCAGCCGGGAAUUUCGUCACAGGAUCCGAGGCAUCCACUCUGGAGGCCAUCACAUUGCCACCGCCGCCGGCCUAUCAGACAGCGAAUGUGCACGCUGUGCGACGGGCCAAGUUCGUGACGAAACCGUUGCCACACGAGAUCAACGCGCUGAUGGACUGCGGAACAGGAUCCCCAGACUUAUCCGGCAGACAUGAUUUACAGCCACCAGCCCAUUCGGGGUCACCAGCAACAGGCACCGCAGCAGGUCCUUUGUUAACCUACACGGCCGCUGCAACAAGCCCACAGCUGUCGGCUGGAAUUAAAGGAGGAGCAGGAGCAGCUCCCACAGCAGGAGCAACAAUGGUUGCCGGAGGAGGCAGAGGUGGAGCCACUCAGCCCGAUAACAGUUUUAUGGCCGCAGGUGUUUGUGGCAUGGGUGGUGGUGCUCCGCCCCCAGCAGCAACAUCAUCCACUACAGCAGCAUCCUCGGCAGCAGCAACAUUGUCAGCUCUUCUAAGCGCCAACUCCACGGCCAACGUCGACAUCAUGGAGGACGAGGACGAGCAAGAACGGGAGCGAUUGAGCAACUGCCCGCACGGAACGCCGUCGCGAGUGCCGCUGAUAGCGAGUCCUUUAAGCGUGCCGCAGGACAGGUCGCAGGGUGAGAAUGCCCCCCGCACCGCCGCCUUCAACCGCCACACGUUGCAGCCGCUGAGCCGCAAGACGCUGCUGCUGACGCGUCGCUGCCACAGACACGCCUCCGGAGCCCUGUACGACAGCACCGCCAACAACACGGAGACCUCCGACGACGAGGAGUACAUGCAGCACGGCAGCGAGCAGUUUGUGCUGAAGAGGCUGCGCUACCACUGCGACUCGGAGGACUGCCGCGGGGCGGAGGAGGACUCCGAGGACGAGGACGAGGGGGCGGAGGGUCGGCAGGUGCCCAUCAGCCUGGUGCUGCUCAUCCUGGCCUGCUACAUCUGCGUGGGCACCGUGAUCUUCGCCCUGUGGGAGAACUGGUCGCUGGUGGACGGCGCCUACUUCUGCUUCGUGACCCUCUCGACCAUCGGCUACGGGGACUUCGUGCCCGCCCGGAGCUUCAAUGGACCGGAGCUGCAGCUGUACGCCUGCUGCGCCUACUUGCUCCUCGGACUCGUCCUGGUCGCCAUGUCCUUCAGCAUCCUCGAGACGCAGCUCAUGUGGAAGUGCAAACGCAUUGCCGUGCGACUGAAGCUGGCCCGCACGGAUGGCUAAUAAUGCUCUUAUCCUCGGCCCCCUUCAACAAUCUGCAUUCUGCAAUCGAAAUGCUCGAAUCUUAGACUAGGUGUAUUGUGUAAUUAACCCAAACUAGCCCAUCUCUGUGUACAUUUGUCUGCCUAGCGAAAUAAUGAGAACUCGUAUGUUGUCUGGAAUUCAAGUGAAUUUGUGUAAAUAAACGGAAUUUUUGGAAUUUUCGAA
Molecule: messenger RNA, 3572 nt
Organism: Drosophila takahashii
Lineage: Eukaryota; Metazoa; Arthropoda; Insecta; Diptera; Drosophilidae
Biological process (GO): potassium ion transmembrane transport; stabilization of membrane potential
Cellular component (GO): plasma membrane
Molecular function (GO): potassium ion leak channel activity; outward rectifier potassium channel activity
Source: RefSeq, a predicted model, not a curated record